CGCGUUCUUGUCUUUCAGAUCCAUUUUUUGUGUUGCUCCUCCAAUGCGCUAUGAUUUGGUUUGCUUGGGCCAUGGCUCUUGCCGUCAGUGCGUUCGACAUCGAAGCUCAUGACGCCAUUGGCCAAACAGCCGCCAGUGCAAUGGACCAGGAAGCUAUCAAGCAAAUUAAACGGAUGAUGGGUGGUCAGGAUGCUUCUGAUGUUGCUGGUUGGGGACACCAGGUGGAUGACACCUAUCCCGACAUGGCGCGGUUGCACUUUCAGGUGCAUGAUGAUGCGUCUGGCUUCUGUGGAGACACUCGCACUGCCAAAUGCGAGGACAAUAUUUGCUUGCUCCAAUCCAUCAAACACUUUUAUGGAAAGGUUUUGUCCGACGAAGGACGAAGGAUCGAUUUUCCGCAGAUUGACUACGCUAAGGUUGCGAAGGGGAUUAAGUUUUCUGAUGCCGACUUUUUGAAAAUGCUCAUCAAUCUUGUGGGUGACUUGCAUCAGCCGCUCCAUGUUGGCUAUGCCAAUGACAACAGUGGCCGAAAAGUCCUGGUAAAGUUCCGGGGUCAGACCAUGUCGCUCUAUGAUGUUUGGGACCAUGCCAUCUCGGAGGUAGUCCGGACUCAGGAGAGCAAUUUCUGGCUCGGAGGCUGGACGCAUGUGAGAGCUGUCAAUUCCGAAUGGGACACGGACAAGAAGAAGUGGAAAGAGGACGGACCUUUCAAGAGUUUUGAGCGGUGGCUCGAUGAAGCCGUGCAGUUUACAUGCAGCAAGGCCUAUGUGCAUCCAACCACCGGGAAAAAACUGGCCGGGCCAAAUGCAGAGAGCGGGCCUGUGGAGAUUGAUGAAGCGGCGUAUCAGGAAUGGCGGCAUUUGUGGCUCAGACAGAUCUUGAUUGCUGGUGAGCGGACUGCGAUUGUGCUCAACGACAUCUUGGACAACAAGGGAGCAACUCGGUUGGCCACCGGAAGCAAGGUACACACCAAAGCGGAUGAAGAGAAGGCAAAGGAGCAGGCAGAGUGGGAUAAGGAGAGGAUCCAGAGACAAAGAGAGCGCAGGUCCAGGACUUCAGCUUCCUUUAUCAACCCCUCCGCCUUUCUCACCAAUCUCGCCAUUGGUGCUAUCGCUUGAGACUGAGAGUAAUUUCUCUAACCUAAGAGCGAUGGCCUCCAAGCUAAUUGAUACCAUUGACCUGUGACCUAAGAGCGAACCUAGUUUCUUGCAGAUCCCCUUUUUUACUGGUUAAUCUGAAGGUCCUCUGCCUACAUUCUCAUGUUGACCG
Messenger RNA from Durusdinium trenchii, 1269 nucleotides. Lineage: Eukaryota; Dinophyceae; Suessiales; Symbiodiniaceae. The record is from the annotation of a GenBank genome assembly.